GACGUAAAGCGGAGGCCAGUGCGCUUGCGCGGAGUGGGGUUCCGGUCCUGGCGGGAGGUGACGCCUGCGCUCGGUGUGCGGCCGAGAGGCGCGAGCGGCGGGGAGUCGCAUUCCAGAGGUUAUGAACACUUGUCAACGUGACCAGAAGUUAUUUCCUUUUAUCAGCCUUGCACACAACCACCACGGCGGGACAGAUUAAGCCAACUGUGUGCAGAGUCACCAUUUACUUGCAGAGAGACAUGUCUGGGGAUACCUGCUUAAUGUCGCUGUGCCCUGCGUCUGGUGCCAAACCCAAGACCUGUAGCUUUAAAGUAGGAAGCAUGGGGAACAAAUACGUCCGGUUAAACGUUGGAGGAGUCCUGUAUUACACCACUGUUCAGAUUUUAACAAGACAUGAUACCAUGCUAAAGGCAAUGUUCAGUGGAAGAAUGGAAGUCCUCACUGACAAAGAAGGGUGGAUCCUUAUUGACCGCUGUGGAAAACAUUUUGGGACAGUUUUAAACUACCUGAGGGACGAUUCAGUUAUAAUUCCAAAGAGUGGAAGAGAAGUAAAGGAACUGCUUGCAGAAGCUAAAUAUUACCUGAUUCAGGGCCUAGUUGAUGUCUGUCAAGCAGCUUUGCAGGAAAAGAAAGAAUGCUGUGAAGUUGCGUGCACAAUCCCCAUGAUAACCUCGCCAAAAGAGGAAGAACGGCUAAUCCAAGCGUGCAGAAAGCCAGUUGUGAAACUGCUACACAACAGAAGCAACAACAAGUAUUCCUACACCAGCAACUCUGAUGAUAACCUGUUGAAGAACAUUGAACUGUUUGACAAACUGUCUUUGCGAUUUAACGGAAGAGUGCUAUUUAUCAAGGAUGUCUUGGGAGAUGAGAUAUGCUGCUGGUCAUUCUAUGGACAGCGCCGCAAACUUGCAGAAGUGUGUUGCACUUCAAUAGUGUAUGCAACGGAAAAGAAGCAAACCAAGGUUGAAUUUCCAGAAGCAAGAAUUUACGAGGAAACUUUGAACGUCCUGCUCUAUGAAACGCCACGUGUACCCGAUAACCUACUAUUGGAGGCUACGAGCCGCCCGCCUGGUAACGGGUCACACAGCGAAGACGACGAGGGGCUGGAAGUUCGGGAUCGUGUGCGUAGAAUACACGUGAAAAGAUACAGCUCCUACGAUGACCGACCUCUUGGACACUCGUCUGCUUAUAGAGACUAAAUCUGUAAUGUUGUUGACAGUAUUUACUUUUUAACACUUUAAUCCACUGCCGGUCACUGAUUUACAACUAACUUCCCGAAAUAUGAAGAUGACUGACUUUAGAAAAGAGCCUGCGUGCUUCUAAAUGUUCUUUAACUUCUUGUGUGUUGAUUUUUUUAAAAAAAAACCUUUUGAAAGAACCUUGCACAUUGAACUGAGACACCGGUUUGAAUAUUGUCUCUUUAAUCUACAAAUUUGCCUUAACUCCUCACAGGUAAUAUUUCUAGGAAGCCGAUGUGUUUUGGGGCAGGUUUUCAAAAAAAAAAAAAAAAAAAAUCCUGGUUUAUCGCAACCUGUUUUGCAUCACGUGCCUCAAGGCAGUGAAUGUGAAAUUUGCCCCCAAGUCCCUGGGUUACCGGUCUUGACCUGGCCACGAGCCAGGCACCUUCCCUCAAAGGGUUGUCUUGGGCUACUGCUACUUUCCUUGGGGCUCAGUGGCACUGGGCUGUGAUCUGAGCUCACAGCCACCUCUCCUGUUACCGUGUAGCUUUAGGAGUAAAUGUAGGGAUUACGUCCUCAAAAAAAAAAA
Molecule: messenger RNA, 1767 nt
Organism: Callorhinchus milii (elephant shark)
Lineage: Eukaryota; Metazoa; Chordata; Chondrichthyes; Chimaeriformes; Callorhinchidae
Gene: tnfaip1
Product: tumor necrosis factor, alpha-induced protein 1 (endothelial)
Exons: 7
Coding region: 240-1199 (319 amino acids)
Biological process (GO): protein ubiquitination; negative regulation of Rho protein signal transduction; protein homooligomerization
Cellular component (GO): Cul3-RING ubiquitin ligase complex
Molecular function (GO): protein binding; ubiquitin-protein transferase activity
Source: RefSeq, a predicted model, not a curated record